UCAUAACGAAUGACCCCAUCAACACUGCAAGUUAGCAUACCGUUAGCUCGUGUUUUUAGCACCAACUUGUUCAUGUAGGAAUUGACAGACGGAGAACUGCAGUUUUUGAAGCCGUCAAUAGGAUACUGCUUGAGGAAAGAGUAUAUUGUUUCUUUGGAAUGGCCUCAUGAAACCUGAACACAAAGACUGUAAGGAAUGACACUUAGAUGGGCUCCAGAUACCUGUGUUCUUAAGCUCAGCCGAGCUGUUAACUUGUGGCAUACACAAGUUCAAAGACCAGCAUAUUUUCCAUCGUCUCCUUUGCGAACACCUCAUUGCAGGCUCCACGUAAGACAACCUUUUAGUCCCAAGGUUGGCAACCUCAGCUGGAAGCAUGUCCAAACCAAAAAGAGCAGAGGACAAAAGGGAUGGCUGUGCAGAGCUAGCCAGUUGAGGCAAAGGCUUGCCCUCCACACCAAUGCCUACUGUUUGAACAGCUCAGCAUCCCGCUGGUCUGCUCUGAGCCAACACAUGUCGCGCAUCAGGAGCACUCUGGACUCUGUCUCCAAAGCAGUGAGCGGGACGCACUCUGACCUCAUCUCCAAAAUAGCUAGACUCAAACCUAAUGCCGUUAAGGCAGGGACAGAUGUUGAGAAUAGCCCUGAGGUAGCUCCCCAGGCUCGGGUAAGCCAAGUGAGUUCAACCAUCCCAGAGGAAGCUUCUGACCCAACUGGUACAGCCGUCGGGCCUAGUGCUACUCUUGCAUCUGCCACGUCUCCUCAAGCUACACCUGCCCCUACGCCCAUCAAUGUUAUUCUUACCUCCACACAUACCUCUAACGUUGGCCCGGCCAGUGCCACAGGCACCAGUGGGGGUGAGUUCAGGGACAAGAGACUCAGACGCGUUACGACCACGGUCAAAGCCACUGAGGCCACAAAGGUGGCUCAGGCAAAACCACCAGAGAAUGUGUCCAAGAGCACCAUUGUCUCCAAACAGACAGCGCCACUCUUCCACCCCAGCUCCCUCUCUGUAAACCUGGACGAGACCUACAAUUACCUUGCUCACCACGUCAAUGCCUACUUUGGGAGCAGCACAAAAGAUGAUGAGAAGAAAGCAGACAGUGAACACAGUGGUGCCAAGUCUUAUCCUUCCAAUCAACCCAGUGAACUCUUGCCUGUGUCAGAAGCUCCUGGUCCAAGUGCUGCAACUUCUCCAAAAAAGGGAAUAGGGCACUACCUGUCCUACUCAGGCCCAACUGUCCAGGCGUUUGUAGGGAAUUAUAUUGCUCCCCUGGUUCCUAAAUUUCGGACUGAGGCCAGGAGUGCAGCUGUGGAAAAGGAGAAGCUUUUGCCAGCAAAGGUUCCGGCAAAACAAGAGGAGGUCCUGGUGAAUAAGGAACAGAAGGCGUCUGAGGAGAAAGCUAAGAGACUGCUACUUCAGAGAGAGAAGAUCAUCGCUAGGGUGAGUGUUGACAACAGAACACGGGCCUUGGUCCAUGCUCUACACAGAGCCUCAGAUGUAAGGAUCUACAUCAACAGGGUUGAGGACCUUAGCUACCAUCUCCUGGAGUUCCCUGAGACACGAGGUGUAGCUGUUAAGGAGAAGGUAGUCCAGUGCCUGCUGCGUCUGAGGCAGGCCAGUGACCCGGCUCUGAAGGAAGCAGUCUCCCAGGCCCUCACUCUGGUGGGCUAUAACAACCCUGUCAAUGGCCGCGGCAUACGCAUCCUGUCCAUAGAUGGAGGGGGAACUAGAGGUCUGGUUGCUCUUCAGACUCUGCACAAACUGGAAGCCCUGACAGGCAAACCCAUUUACCAGCUGUUUGAUUACAUCUGUGGUGUCAGCACAGGUGCCAUCCUGGGCUUCAUGCUGGGUGUGUUCCAGAUCCCUCUGGAUGAGUGUGAUGACCUCUACAGGAAGCUAGGUUCUGAUGUUUUCAAGCAGAACGUUUUUGUGGGCACGGUGAAGAUGGGCUGGAAUCACGCAUUUUACGACAGCGAGACCUGGGAGAACAUCCUCAAAGAGAAAAUGGGCUCACAUCUCAUGGUGGAGACAUCAAGAAACCCCAACUGCCCAAAGGUGGCAGCAGUGAGCACCAUUGUGAACCGAGGCUCUCUGAAGGCAUUCGUGUUCAGGAACUACAAUCUGCAGCCUGGGGUGAGAUCCCACUACCUGGGGGGGUGCCAGCACAAGCUGUGGCAGGCCAUCCGAGCCUCCUCCGCUGCCCCUGGAUACUUCCAGGAGUUUCCCCUGGGCAACGACCUCCACCAGGACGGUGGUCUGCUCAUCAACAACCCCACAGCGUUGGCCAUUCAUGAAUGUAAGUGCCUGUGGCCCAACACGCCAGUGCAGUGUGUGGUGUCCCUGGGCACAGGCCGCUACGAGACCGCGAGCAAGAACAGCGCCACCAGCACCAGCCUCAAAACCAAGAUCUCCAACGUCAUCAGCAGUGCCACAGACACGGAGGAGGUUCACACCAUGCUGGACGCCCUUCUCCCUCCCAACACCUACUACCGCUUCAACCCCUACAUGAACGAGGAGAUCGCCCUGGACGAGAGCCGUCAUGAGAAGUUCAACCUGCUACAGGCCGAGGGCAUGCGCUACCUGGAAAGGAACGAGGAGAAGCUGCAGAAGGCAGCCCGUAUCCUCACCCAGGAGAAGAGCCCUGCCCAGAGGCUGUCAGAGUGGCUGAAGCUCAAGGCAGACAUGUACGAUGGGAUGUCCUCUUUCUCCUCCUCUAAGCUCUGAACACAACUCAAGCUCUCAUGCUGCACAGUACCUCCAACUUGUGGUAAUACCUUUCGAAAGUACAUGGAAAUAAAAUACACCCCUGGAGUGCGAAGUUUUAGUUAGACGUUUAGGAGUGGACAGUUAAAGCUCACCUCACAUCCCUGACCUCUGAUUCACUCAGCUUAACGACUUUGACACGAAGGUUAAUAUUGUUAAAAGGCAUUUAGGACUUUUUAAUGGCUGUGCUAAAAUGCUUUUCUGUCAGCACUAAGGGGAGAAUUCUCCAUUCGAAGGAUGCAUAUUCCAGGUAAAGUUAACUAUACCCAACAGAAGCUUAUUAUACUCUAAACCAGAGUAGAUAAUGUAACAAAACCUAUAGUAGCUGAAGUACAGUGAUUUUGGACAUCUUUGGAAUGUGGGGUUUGCCAAAUAAUCACUUUUAAUCUUUUUAUUUUCCUUAAACAAUAAGUGAUGGUAUCUAGUGUGAAUAUUUUUCUCUCAAUCAUACUUCUGAUUCAAUAUACUGUAGAAAUCAUCUCACCUUCACUCGAGUCCAAGUUGGCACCAACCAAAAUACUGUAACAGUGGAAGGUCACUAGCUUGUCAAGUAUAUAGCUUGUCAGACGUACGUACGUGCAUGUGUGUUUCAGAAAAAUGCAACAUGGCUCAAAUUCGGACAGACUGGUCAUUUGACAUUUCUAGAACUUGCACUAUUUACACCGAUGUAGCUAGGGAUCUUUUACUUCGGUGGUUGCAUUAAUGAUGCUCUUAUAGGUACGCGAGGGUGUCGUAUUUUGAAUAUACUGUAUAGAUUAUUAUGUAUAAAUGGUAUUAAGAGGAAGUGUAGCCACUGACCAUCUCAUGCACAUAGCUGCUUCAUGCACAACAUUGAGAAAGCUGAUUCACUGUUUUAUGACUGCUUUAGAUUAAAUAUUUAAUUAUGCGUAGAUUCAAAUAGAGUAGAUACGUAGUGCAAAGACACUGAAGACACUCUUGAAUGACAACAAAAAAUGAUUGCGAUGCUGUAGUAGUGGAAUAUAGUUCAAGCGGAUAUUCUAUUUAUGUUUUUCGAUGUUAAUUGCUUCUUUGCACAAGUGAUUUAAUUGAUAAACUGCAAGUCAUUAGCACAUUGCAGUCAAUCUCCAAGGUGUUGUGGAUGCCAAAUUCUUAUAUUGAAUACCUCUUCUCCAGUCCUACUGUACCUGGCAGUGCUGUUUCCGAAAUCCUGCUACAGUAUGUGUUGUAUGAAUUAUGCAGGUUCGGCAGAAGGACUUGUAUGUACAACACUGCUUACUGCUAAUGCUCCUUAGUGGCUGUUACUGUAGUGGUUUAGCCAAUCAUGUCUUAGCUUUAAAAAACACACAGAGGCCAGUUUCAACUGUCAAUUUAGGUUGAUUCCUAUGCAGCUUCUGUGAUAAUUAUGUCUUUAUCACUCCGGAGGGAAACAAGGUAAAUAGGCACUGACAUUGACCAGAUAUGUUUAAUCCUGCAUUCUCCUAUUGAUCCCCAAGUAAGGAGCGUGUGUGGAUGUAAUUAAAAUCCAUCUCUGAACCACCCUGACUAUAGAUGUUUUCUUAUGGGGAUUAGAUGAUGGUUAUCUUUGGAGCACCUGUGUAUUUUAAUAGUAAUUGCUUCAUUGUCAUGAACACCAACAGGAAGUCCUUUUUGUCAUGUUUUAAAGUACAGUUGGUAAAGCUUGUCGUUCCAAAGCACCCUUGAACCUGACUGACUGCAGAAACUCACCUUGGCUGUUCAAAUAAAA
This is a messenger RNA of Osmerus eperlanus (European smelt), 4468 nucleotides long. RefSeq names its product calcium-independent phospholipase A2-gamma-like. Bases 196 to 2724 code for a protein of 842 amino acids. Gene Ontology annotation, cellular component: membrane. The record is from RefSeq and is a predicted model, not a curated record. Lineage: Eukaryota; Metazoa; Chordata; Actinopteri; Osmeriformes; Osmeridae. The transcript is spliced from 10 exons. Gene Ontology annotation, biological process: arachidonate metabolic process.